Molecule: messenger RNA, 2106 nt
Organism: Paramecium octaurelia
Lineage: Eukaryota; Ciliophora; Oligohymenophorea; Peniculida; Parameciidae
Source: the annotation of a GenBank genome assembly
AUGGACAUUCCUUCAAAAUGUAUUUCAUUUAGUCCCAAUUGGUUUUAUCCACAGAUUGCUUAAAUGAAUGGGGAGAUACUGUGUUAUGGAGUUAAUGACUAAGUGUUUGUUUAUAAUAGUGAAACCAAACACUUCAAAUACACAUUGCAAGGAUAAUAAAAAGUAACAAUGUUGUAUUUAAAAGAUUAAUACAUAUUUGUUGGCUAAGAGGGUGGGGUUAUUACAAUGUUUUAAUAAUAGAAAUAUUUGGGUAAGCUUGAAUUUAAUAUCGAAAUUCCUAUGAUAUUAAAGGAAGUCAAUAAUGAAUAUUUGCUUUUAGACAAUAAAGGAAUCUCAUUAGGAUUUAAAUUGAAUGAUAAAUUUGAAUUGAUUCAUUUCGCAUUGAAAUUGAUAACACAACCUCAUUGUAUUCCAAAAUGGGGAGAUGAGAAUGUUGUCAUUUACUAGAGUGGCAGGAUGUAUAGAUUUGAAUAAAAAUCUGAAUAUGAUUAUCCUUAUCAUAUAUUAUGUGUUGAUAGAUAUAAAAAUAUAUACGGAGUGUUAAAUAAAUUGCAUAAAGCAAUUAGUCUGCAUGUAUUUCAAUUAGAUUAAAUAGAUGAAUGGAAACAAACUAAUACCAUUAAUGAAAAUGAUAUCUUCAUUGAAUUAAAAUUUAUCGUCAAUGAGAAAUUGCCAACCGAAAAUCUCAAAAAAGCAUCUUUAAGCAUUAAAUUCUUAGAUGAUAAAUAGAUUUUUGUCACAUCCAAAUAAGGAGAGAUCUUCUUAAUUUAAUUAACAAAUCAAGUCAAAUCAUUAAAAUUAGAUGCAAAUGUCAUUUCUGAUAAUCACUUCUAUAAAUUACCUUAAGAAAUUCAUAUAAAGGGUAUAUAUUUAAUGAAUAACUACCAAAAUCAAUAUUAUACAGUAGGUUUAGAUAGAAGAAUAUUUUCAUUUCGUGUUGAAGAUGGACAAAUUGUCGAUUAUCACAAAUUUGUCUGUUUGGCUGGUAAAGUCAACAAAUUACAAAUAGGGAAGGAAAAGAAUUUAAUUUACUUUCAUGAUUAAACCUUAAAAUCAUUAGAUUUAACAAAAAAUAAGUAUCCUACUUACAUCAAUGAAUUUUGGAAAAUAACUGACUUCGCUAAUUUUUAUAUUAGUCCAUUUUAAGAAGGAAUUGUGUUAAUUCAAAAAGAUUAGAAGGUUGAAUUAGUUGAUAUUUACAAAGAAUAAUUACUUGACAAAUAUAAUUGUGAAGAUCCUGUCUCAAAAAUCGAGUGGCUAAAUAAAAAAUAAGUAUUACUAUUAUUAGAUUUAUUUGAUGUUGAACAAAUAUAAAAUGACUAAGUCAAUGAAUUACUUACUAAACCUCAUCAAAUUUAAGAUUAUGUUUUGAUCAUUAUGUUAACUGGUAGGAUGUAACUCAUUGAUUUGUCAACUGGGUAAGUACUGUUUAAUUUCUUGAUCUAAUAAAAGAUCAAGUUAUAACAGAUAAUUAAAAACAAACCAUUUGAUAUUGUUACAAUUAACAUGAACAGCAUAUAAUUUCUAUUUAACAAUGAUAAAUGUUAUCUAUUUUAUAUCUUUAAUGGAUAUCAUGUGUUCUAUUAUCAGAAACAUCACUUUGAUACUAAACAAAUCCAUAAUACAGAGAUAAAUUGUAUUGAUGUUAGUUUGUACAAUAACAAUAUUUACUUGCUCACUGGUUGCAAUAAUUAAACGAUAUCCAUAAAUGUUAUACAUAAUGAAAUUGUGUUAUUGGGAUAUUUAAAGCAUAGAUUUCCAAUAUAAAAAGUUCAAUAGAGAAAUGGUUUAAUAACAUCCUUAGCCAAAUGUCAUUAAUCUUUGUAAAUUUGGAAUGCCACAGAAAUCCUAUAAAGAAUGAUACCUAAUAGAUAAACUCUUGAAGGUUUAGAAAAAGCCAAUAUUCGAGGUCACAGUGGUUUUUUGUUGGAUUUUGUGUAUUUCACUAAUAAUUUGGUUAUUACAAGUACAAUUAUUGUAAUAAUUUUAGGUUCUGAAGAUCAAACUAUUAAAGUAUUUGACAUCGAUCAAAUUUAAAACAAAAUGCCACCAAAUAAAAAGAAAAGCAAAAAAAAAGUGAAAUUAGACAAUCAAUAAUAAGAUUGA